AUGACGAAUAUCAGAAAUCUCGUGACAGCCAUGGACUACCACAAGGACAGAACUGUGAGACCAUUUAUCAUGAUUACACUGAACAAUUGGAAAGACUUUGAUGAUUUCGUCUACCUCAGCCUGCAAGCAAGCAGCUUAAAUUAUUGCGCGUAUUUAGUAAUAUUUUCCAAAAACGUUGACAAAGAUUUAAUGGAUGUUUGUGAGAAUCCAAAGGCGAAUUACUUUCAUCUGACGUUCAAUGUAAAAAUGCUAAUUUAUUGCGAGAAAAAAAAUAACCACAAAGUAAAUGAAUGGUAUGCUUUACGUGACAACGAAACAAUUGUGGCUGAGUAUGCCACGUGGUCUCACGAUUUUAAACUGUUGACAAGCAACGGUAUGCCCUUGUUCGCUCGGCGAAAUUCUUCGAAAGGUCUACACUUUAAGGUUGCAACAGUCGGGACUGACGCUGUGCAAGACCACUUCAAAGAUAUAUUAGCCAUUGUAGCGAAAAUAGGUGACUUUCGUAUGGAUUUUUCAUUCGAAAAAUCUUGCGGAGCGUACACGUGGACUGGAAUCAUGAAAAAACUUGCAAACAACGAUGUGGACGUGGGAUUGGGUGGAUUCGGUGUAACGGACCGCAGAAUGAAAAUUAUCGAUUUUUCCAUGCCUUUCGACGUUUCGCCUGCAUACUAUUACGUUAGAGAACCAAGCAACCGCAAUUUACAGUGGUCCACGUACUACGAGCCGUUCGAAAGGCGAUCGGGGUGUUUUCUAAUUUUUUUAAUUGCGAGUACAAUGGUCUUUGUCGCCAGUACGAUGCUAUACUAUGACAAAAAGUUAAGGAAGACAGUGCCACAUCGGGGUAAUGCUUUCAUCGUUUUCUCCGGAUGUUUCACAGAUGUGAUGGCCAUCAUCUGCAAAAUGCCCUUGAUAAAUUUUACAAAUAUAUCGUCCAUACGAAUCGCUUACGUAUCCCUACACGUAUUGAUGUUUGUCAUCUCGUCGGCGUACUCGGCAAUCCUCAUGAGCCGCAUAACGAUUUUCAAACCGAAUUUACCAUUUUCUUCGAUCGAUGAAUUUCUGGCGGACGGGACACAUAAACUUUCGACAGUCAAAGAUUCCAGCUAUUUCGAAGAAUUCACUACGUCAACAAAUCCAAAAGUGCAAGUACUGAGAAACGUUAUGCUCAGCGAAGACGAAUUACCAACAAAUCCUUCGGAUGCCGUUAAACAGAUAUGCAGCGGCAAAAGAGUCGUUUUGUACUUGGACGAUUACACGGUUCGUCGGGAAGUAUCGAAAUAUGAUUGCAAAUUAGUGGGCUUCGAACGAGGCAAUCGGAUCAACGUGGCGUUUGCUUUUCCGAAACACAGUCCAUACGUGAAGCUUUUCAACCACGGGUGA
Copidosoma floridanum is the source of this 1380-nucleotide messenger RNA. Its product is annotated as glutamate receptor ionotropic, kainate 1-like. The record is from RefSeq and is a predicted model, not a curated record. Lineage: Eukaryota; Metazoa; Arthropoda; Insecta; Hymenoptera; Encyrtidae.